AUGUCUCUGCCUGUCAGGAAUUUAAAGUGCAUCUCGCCGGUCAUGUGCCAGUGUAAGCUCAUCUGCAGCAACCGGACCCUGUCUCUCAUGUUCGGGUGCAAGUACAGGUACCAGGAUGAGGAGACGCCCCCCUUGGAGCACAGUCCAGCACAUCUGGCUCCAGGGAAAAGUGCCGAGAUGCUUCAUAUGAGUGACAAGAAUCUCGCUGCCAUGGAGGCCAUACAUGGCUACACGCCACACACACAUAUCUCUCCUGUCAAGGGAAAUACUCCUCCAGUGGUGGUGAACACUGACACACUUGAUGGCUCCCCAUAUGUGAAUGGGACAGAAGGGGAAAUUGAAUACGAGGAGAUCACACUGGAGAGAGGUAACUCCGGCCUUGGCUUCAGCAUAGCAGGUGGAACAGACAACCCUCAUGUGGGCGACGACCCCAGCAUCUUCAUCACCAAAAUCAUACCUGGAGGAGCCGCGGCUCAGGAUGGACGGCUGAGUGUGAAUGACUGCAUCCUAUUUGUGAAUGAUGUCGAUGUGAGGGAGGUGACACACAGCCAAGCUGUGGAGGCCCUUAAGGAGGCAGGUGCUAUCGUCCGCCUAUAUGUUCUCCGCAGAAAACCAGCAGCAGAGAAAGUCACUGAAAUCAAACUCAUCAAAGGGCCUAAAGGAUUAGGUUUCAGCAUUGCUGGAGGGGUGGGAAACCAGCACAUACCAGGAGAUAACAGUAUCUAUGUCACCAAGAUCAUUGAGGGCGGAGCGGCUCAUAAAGAUUGCCGUCUGCAGAUUGGGGACAAGAUCUUGGCGGUGAACAAUGUGCGUCUUGAGGAUGUGAUGCAUGAGGAUGCGGUGGGGGCUCUGAAGAACACAGCCGAGGUGGUGUACCUCAGGGUGGCCAAGCCCAACAACCUGUUCCUCACCAACUCCUACAACCCUCCUGACCUCACCAGCACAUAUUCCCAUAUGGACACUGAACUCAGCCACCCCAACUAUCUUGGGUCAGAUUACCCACAAGCUCUCACUCCCACAUCACCUAGUCGGUUUUCUCCCGUUCUGCAUGGCAUGAUGGGAGAUGAUGACAUCCCCAGGGAGCCUCGCAGAGUUUUGAUCCACCGAGGCUCCACUGGACUGGGAUUCAACAUUGUUGGGGGAGAGGACGGAGAGGGAAUCUUUAUCUCCUUCAUCCUGGCCGGGGGGCCAGCCGACCUCAGCGGAGAGCUGCACAAGGGCGAUCAGAUCCUCAGUGUGAACGGCGUGGACCUGCGUAUGGCAACACACGAACAGGCAGCUGCAGCGCUGAAGAACGCUGGACAGACAGUGACCAUCAUCGCUCAGUACAGACCUGAUGAGUACAGCCGUUUUGAGGCUAAGAUCCAUGACUUGAGGGAACAGCUGAUGAACAGCAGUAUGGGCUCCGGGACCACGACGCUAAGGAGCAACCCAAAGAGAGGCUUCUACAUCAGGGCUCUUUUUGACUAUGACAAGACUGCGGACUGUGGCUUCCUCAGUCAGGCACUGGGCUUCAGGUUUGGGGAUGUACUGCAUGUGUUGGACUGCGGAGAUGAGGAGUGGUGGCAGGCCCGUAAGGUCAGCCCCCAGAACGAAGCUGAGGAGGUCGGCUUUAUCCCAAGCAAGCACAGGGUGGAGAGAAAAGAGUGGUCUCGAGGUAACACCAAAGAGAGGGACCAUGGUCGAGACACCUUGGGCACUCUAGGGAGAGAUAAAACCUCACAAAGUUAUGAGACUGUCACUCAAGUGGAAGUUCAUUAUGCGAGGCCCAUCAUCAUACUGGGUCCCGUGAAGGACAGGAUAAAUGAUGAUCUGUUGUCUGAGUUCCCUGAUAAGUUUGGAUCUUGUGUCCCACACACCACACGGCCCAAGAGGGAGUACGAGGUGGAUGGACGGGACUAUCACUUUGUGUCGUCACGGGAACAGAUGGAGAAAGACAUCCAGAGCCAUCGGUUCAUCGAGGCGGGCCAGUACAACAGUCACCUGUAUGGCACCAGUGUCCAGAGCGUCCGAGAGGUGGCUGAGCAGGGGAAACACUGCAUCCUGGAUGUAUCGGCCAACGCUGUGCGCAGACUACAAGCAGCUCAGCUUCAUCCCAUCGCCAUCUUUGUCCGGCCCAAGUCACUGGAAAAUGUCCUAGAGAUCAACACUCGACUGACCGAGGAGCAGGCCAGGAAAGGAAUGGACCGAGCCCUCAAACUAGAACAAGACUUCCUAGAGUGUUUCUCGGCUGUCGUGGAAGGGGACAGCUUUGAAGAGGUUUAUCACAAAGUAAAGACAGUGAUCGAGGAGCAAUCAGGGCCUUACAUCUGGAUCCCCACCCGGGAGAGGCUGUGA
Anoplopoma fimbria (sablefish) is the source of this 2337-nucleotide messenger RNA. Its product is annotated as disks large homolog 4-like. The transcript is spliced from 21 exons. The record is from RefSeq and is a predicted model, not a curated record. Lineage: Eukaryota; Metazoa; Chordata; Actinopteri; Perciformes; Anoplopomatidae. The coding region runs from base 1 to 2337 and encodes 778 amino acids. Gene Ontology annotation, biological process: AMPA glutamate receptor clustering; chemical synaptic transmission; postsynaptic neurotransmitter receptor diffusion trapping. Gene Ontology annotation, molecular function: kinase binding. Gene Ontology annotation, cellular component: postsynaptic density membrane; neuron projection; neuromuscular junction.